AUGGAAACCGUAAAUGAAAAAAACCAAAACAAAGAUGAAAGGGAGUGGGAUGAGGACUCGGGCUCCGAGUCUGCAUCCAGUGAUGGAGCAGCGGGAGACCUCAGGGUCCCCCAAAGCAAGAAGGACCACCGAGUCGACGCCUUCCUAAAGAGGAAGAAGGACGACUUGGGGUCUUCCUCCUGUGGCCGCGGGGCCCCGGCCAAAAAGGCCGACCGGAGGCCGGAGAAGGGGAGGGUCGCUGAGGCGCCCAAGGACAAGGGAGGAGCAGCUCAACAGAGCUCCUCCGAGGAGGACUCGGCGGCCGUCGGCUCUGACCAGGAGCGGAGGGCCAAUUUCGCCAAGACGGUGGCGGCCGCGUUCAAGGGUGUGUCCCAAAAGCGCGUCAAGGCUAAUAAACAGAGGGCGAUUGACUCGGCCUCCGCCACAAUCAUUGCGGCAGCUGAAGCAAGCUUCGGCCAGGCUCCAAAGAGCGAUCUGGCCAAGCUGCAAGAGGAAGUGGCUCGUCUCACGGCCGCCCUGAACUCGCUCCUGGAGGAGAACAGGAGUCUCCGGGCGGACCUUAGAAAGAUGAGAGAGCAGGAGGCCGAACGCAGCGGGACCACUUCACAGCGGCCGCAGUCCUCCCCGGUGGAGAGCCAGGUCCUAGCCCUGGUUCGGCAGGAGAUGGCGGCCUUCCAGGCCCGUUUCUCCGUCCUGGAGGGCAGGGUCCUACGGCCUCCCCUCGCGGCGCCGAAGCCCCCAGCGGCCCAAAGGGCCUCUUAUGCGGCUGCGGCUGUAGCGGCACCCCCGCCCAGAAGGGGACCGCCGAACAAGCCACCUGUGGCGGCGCCGAGCGGGCCGCCCAGGAAGGCGGCUGCCCAGCCAAAGCCCAAGGCCGCAACAGCGGUCCAGGCGCAAAGGACCCCGGUGCCAACACCAGCACCGGUUCCGUCGUCGGCACCAGUGGCGAAACGCCCUCCGAAGCCGACUCCAUCUGCGGCCCCUACCUCUCCUGCCACUCAGUCCGAGUGGCAGGUGGUGGGGGAAAAGAAAGAGAGACGGAGGGCGGCCAAGGCGGCCAGAAAGAAGGCCCAAAGGCAGCGUCCAUAUUAUAAACCUCUUUAG
Molecule: messenger RNA, 1104 nt
Organism: Helicoverpa zea (corn earworm)
Lineage: Eukaryota; Metazoa; Arthropoda; Insecta; Lepidoptera; Noctuidae
Product: atherin-like
Exons: 2
Coding region: 1-1104 (367 amino acids)
Source: RefSeq, a predicted model, not a curated record